CUUACAGGCAUUUUGGUUUACUUCUCCAUCAGACUUGAAAGGAAAAUUUGAGUGCAUAGUCUGAGCAAAGAAGAUAUGCAUCGUGCAAUUUUUGGGCAUUCUUUCGCCGUGCUCAUGGCGCCGAUCCUUCUCUCCGGGCUUGCGUUAUAUUUUCUCAAUAAGAAGAAAAAUAGCGUGCGUAGAAGUGUAGAAGGCGCAUCCGGUUUGUCGACUUCACUCACAGAAACUAAUUCUGAUGCAUCUAGUUCAUCGACCGCACCGACAAAAACUGAUAACUAUACGUCUACUUCAUCGAUCGUGACGACCGGAAACCGGUACGACGUGUUCUUGAGCUUUAGAGGCCCAGAUACUCGAGAAGGCUUCACCGAUCACCUCUACAAUAGGCUUGUCGAUGCCGGAAUUCGGGCUUUCAGAGACGAUAAUGAGCUCCGCCAAGGCGAGAAGAUCGGCCCAGAUCUAUUGGCAGCCAUCGAGAACAGUAAGAUCCUUAUCCCCGUUCUCUCCGUGAAUUAUGGUUCGAGCAAAUGGUGCCUUGAUGAACUGGUCCGUAUAAUGGAGUGCAAGAACAAUUGCACGGGGCAUUUAGUGUUGCCUAUAUUCUACAAAGUGGAACCAGCUCACGUGCGACAUCAAAACGGGAGUUUUGGAGACGCAUUUCGUACACGCGAGAGACGUUUUGAUUCAACAAUUUUGGAGAAAUGGAAGCAAGCACUCAAAGAAGUCAGUGACUUGAAAGGAUGGGAAGCCAAAGGGUAUGAAGGAGAAUUAGUGAAAAAGGUUGUCCAAAAAGUGUUAAGCGAAUUAAAGAAAGAGUUUGAGUUGGUUAUUCCUGAAAAUUUGGUCGGAAUUGAUAGUCAUGUGGAGAAGAUUAUGGAAUUUGUAGAUAAGAAGUUUAGCGCUACCCAAUUUGUUGGAAUCCAUGGAAUGGGAGGCAUUGGCAAGACAACUCUUGCUAAAACUAUCUACAACAAGCUCUUCCAUCAAUUUGAGUAUCACAGCUUCAUUGCAGCUAUUAGGGAAUCAGGUAAGCGUAAUGGUCUUGAGUAUUUGCAAAAUCAGUUAAUCUCUGAUAUAUUGAAGCAAAAAAAUCAAGUUAAUAAUAAAGAUGAAGGGAUUAAGUUCAUCUCGUCCAAGUUUGAAGGUAAGAAAGUUCUCAUCCUUCUUGAUGAUGUGGAUGAUGAUGAUCAGUUGAAGGCUUUGGCUGGAAAUCAUAAUUGGUUUUCUUCGGGGAGUAGGAUCAUCAUUACGACCAGAAACAAGAGUAUUCUUGAGAAUGCUGGGGUGGACCACAGCUAUGAACAUAAGGAAAUGGAUAUGAAUCACUCUUUGAUUUUGUUUUGUAGACAUGCAUUUAGAAGGGAUUCUCCUCCAAGUGAAUUUGAGGAAGACACUCAUAAAGUUGUAUCCACCACCGGAGGACUUCCCUUAUCUCUAGAGGUUUUAGGUUCAUUCCUUUGCGGAAAAAAGCCAACACUGUGGCGUGAUACAAUAAACAAGUUACAAAAAGUCCCUCAUAAGAAAGUGCGAGAAAAGUUAAAGAUAAGUUACGAAGCAUUAGAGCAUGGACAAAAACAAAUAUUUUUGGAUAUAGCUUGCUUUUUCAUUGGCACCGAUGGAAGAAUUGCAUCCUACAUGUGGGACACUUGUGGCUUUUUCCCAGAGGAGGGAAUUGAAGUAUUGAUAUUUAUGUCAUUGAUAAAAGUUGGAGAUGAUCAUAAGCUUAGAAUGCAUGACCAAUUGAGAGAUCUUGGUAGGGAAAUUGUUCGUGAGGAAAACCAGCAAGAACCUCAGUACCGUAGUAGGCUAUGGGAUUCCCAAGAAGUCCUGAAAGUGCUAAAGGGAAAUAAGGGAACAGAAAAGAUUCAGGCCAUUUAUCUUAGUAAAGGUAGUUCAGAAUGCUCCGGCAAAAUAGCUGACCAAGAUGGCGAUAUCCACACGGGCGAACAAUUUAAGAAUUUAACGAGUUUAAGGUUCCUUCACGUGAGUGGGGCACAUUUUAGUGGAGAUUUUAAGAACUCUACCGAGGAGUUAAGAUGGCUUCGAUGGUGGAAUUGUCCCUCGACUUUUGAAGCAGACAAUUUUCAUGUAAAGGAAUUAGUUGUACUCGAUUUGUCGAGAAGCAAGAUUUCAGAUGAAUGGCGAGGAUGGAGUUCCAUCAUGAUGGCAAAGAAGCUAAAAUUUCUCGACCUUACAGAAUGUCGGUCUUUGAAAGGAACUUUCUACCUUUCUACCUCUCAGCUUUUACAAAUUUAGAGGUUUUGAUCCUCCAAAAUUGUGAGGAAGUGGAACAAAUUGACUCUUCGAUCGGAGAAAUGAAGAGUCUGGUACGCUUGGACUUAGGGUUUUGUAGGAUGCUCAAGGAGCUGCCAGCAGAAGUGGGUAAAUUAGAAGCA
Syzygium oleosum is the source of this 2393-nucleotide messenger RNA. RefSeq names its product disease resistance protein L6-like. Bases 76 to 2253 code for a protein of 725 amino acids. The transcript is spliced from 5 exons. Gene Ontology annotation, biological process: signal transduction; defense response. The record is from RefSeq and is a predicted model, not a curated record. Gene Ontology annotation, molecular function: ADP binding. Lineage: Eukaryota; Viridiplantae; Streptophyta; Magnoliopsida; Myrtales; Myrtaceae.